AUGGAACCUAUUCUACGUCGCACUCGAACUCCCGCCAGGCUGGCGGCUCUACAGCUCAGCCCCCAAUUGCUCAAUGGCUGCUUCCAUGAGGCUGACCGCGCCGAUCUCGUCGGCUUCCACCUUCAAGGCCUCCGAAAUGCCCUCCCAGAGAAACUUCACUCCCACUUAAAUGGGAUCAUCGGGGAGAUCCAAAAUACGAGCAGACUCCUACGAGAUCUUGCGGAGCAGGCUCAGAUUAAUGUUGCCCAGCUACCCACUAUUUUCGACUACCUCAAUGUCAUCCUCCCGUGUCUUUGCAAGACCCUAAUGGACAUAAUGUCAUAUUACGAGGAUAAGUCAAUGGAUAAGGAGCAUCGUUGGAGAACUAUGUACCAUAAGAUGACCAAUGAACUGCCGGGCACGACUCUACCAGCUAGGUUUAUCAUGUAUAAUCAAUUCCUGGGAUUGCUAGAGGAUCUUCUAAGAAGAUCGCCAAACUUUGACCUGAACGCAAUGGAGUCACUGCGGAUCCGCAUUCUUCAAUUACGAGAAGCUAGAAACAUACCUCCGCCGGAUCCCAUAAGAACCGACCUUAUUAGGCGGGAUGAGGCGUUGGAAUUCUGGAAUCGGGAGACGGUAGGUAACCCAGGUCCUGAUUCCGGGGCUUGUGGUAUUGAUAUGGGGCAGAAUUCGCACUGGGCUGAGGCGAUCUUCACCCAGCCAUUGACUUCCCGAAGGGAAUUCAAGAGCCAAGGACGUUCGGACGCCUUUGGCCAUUUACAAAUGCUCGGUCAUCUCCCACCUCUCUCGCGAGACGUUAAGAUCCUAGUGAAGAGAUCAUUUGAUAGCGACCGCAUCUCGGUCAUUUUCUUCUUGCAACUAAGGAGCCAGGCACCAUUUCUCCUCAUACGUUCGAAAGUCGGCAGCCAAAAUUGGGUUUCCAUACAUGGUGUACACGAGCUGACCAUUCGGAGAGAGAGCGAUUCUAUGCUGCACUUGUCUAGAUGGAGUCGCAAUGAACAACGGGUCAAGCCUUGGGCGAACUUGUCUUUCUUGACCUGGGAAGAAAUGGUGCUUUUCUUCUGCACAUUCCUGUGCCUAAGAGUCAGAAGUCAACUCACGCUUAACAUCAACCCUAAUGAAUACCACCUUCGCAAAGAGCGGCGACUUUUCCAAGCGCAAAUUAUUGAUGAUGGUUAUCCUCAUGUCCUUAUGGUAUUCGAAGAUGCCGUCACGGGAGGUUGCCGUCUCCAUGCUGCCGUCUGGGAGGGGAAACUGCGGGCAUGCCCUGUAUGGACUGCAUUCAUUCCUCCAAACGUAUCCUCUUCCUGGCUCCUCCGCAAGACCUCGCGCCGCAUCUGGCUACGCGACAUCCAGCCUUACGUAUUCUGCGAACAAUAUCGGCCGAUGAACCAGCGUAAGGGACGAUCCGGCGCGUUUGAGCUUGCAUUCGCUAAGAGUGAGGCUGCGACACGCUUCCAGGAGCUGUUCUCCUCAUCCCCCGGCGCUUCCUCCUCGUCGGCCGUCCCAGACUCGACCGAUAUCAACGACGUAGUUUCUCCGGACGCAUAA
This is a messenger RNA of Hypoxylon trugodes, 1551 nucleotides long. RefSeq lists its product as uncharacterized. The transcript has 8 exons. The coding region runs from base 1 to 1551 and encodes 516 amino acids. Lineage: Eukaryota; Fungi; Ascomycota; Sordariomycetes; Xylariales; Hypoxylaceae. The record is from RefSeq and is a predicted model, not a curated record.